Messenger RNA from Saprolegnia parasitica CBS 223.65, 897 nucleotides. RefSeq lists its product as hypothetical. Lineage: Eukaryota; Oomycota; Saprolegniomycetes; Saprolegniales; Saprolegniaceae. The transcript has a single exon. The coding region runs from base 16 to 897 and encodes 293 amino acids. The record is from RefSeq and is a predicted model, not a curated record.
AGUCGCUCCGCUGGGAUGCAGCCCAUGUGCAUAGCAGUUGUCGUGCAUUGGGCAGCGACGGCGUGGACGUCGACCCGAGGUCUGUGGCUGCAUGAGAAGCUGCCGAUCUUCGCGGCCAUGUUCCAGCAUCCGCCGACAUCCGCGGUGCCAUCCAGUGUCCAUGAGUGGUUUGACGCCAACCGACUCGGCUCGCCCGACGCUGCGAGCCUUGUGACGCAGCUUUUGCAGCAGCCGUCCUUCGCACCCGAGGCCAUGGACUCGCGCAUCUUUCGGUGGGCGUGCCUCCAUGGGCAUUUCGCGGCCGUCGCCGAGCUCGUGCGCGACAAGCGUGUCGACGUGACCGCCCACGAUUUCUUUGGCGUGCGCAUGGCCCUCAAGCGCAACCGCGGUAUCGUCGACCUUCUCUGCGCGCAGUACCCAAGCGUGGCGGACCGGAUCUCCGACCUCGUCCAAGAGACGUUCACGCAUGCGUGCCAUUAUGGGCACCUCGAGGCCGUCCAGUACAUGCUCGACGACCCGCGGCUCUUGCCCGCUACGAUGCACGAUGUCAUAGCAGCCAUGACGUUUGUCGACACGUACUGCGGGUUCAGCAUGAUGACGUGGCAGUCACAGCAUCACAUGACGUUCGAGUCGACGCUGUCGGUCGUCGACCUCGUGCGGAAGCACCCAGCCUUUGACAUUGGCGACCGGAACGGCCGCCUCUUUCGCUGGUUCUGCCAAAUUGGCUAUCUCGAGGCGGUUGAGGAGCUUCUAAAGCACCCGCGGGUCGAUCCAAGUGCCAAGUCGAGUGCUGCGCUGAUGCUGGCGCGAUAUGAUGAGCCCAUGACGGCGCUACUGCUGGCCGACGGCCGCGUGGACCCUGUCGCCGCAGCGUCGCUCGCCAUGUUUUUCGAGUAA